AUGUUCGACUAUAUCAACUUCAUUCUCUUCGCGACUUCGACACCUAUUCUGGUCAAUAUCGCCUUCCGUCAUCCCUACUCUUGGCUCCACACUAUCCUUCUGGCACAAGCUUUUGCGGUAUUCUUCAGCUUCUGCUCCCUCAUCGAUGCCAUCUUUGUCCAACCGUUCUUGUUCAGCAGCCUCCGUGAACUUCCCACGGCAGGCCAAGACCCCAUCUGGACACGAUUGUUCAAAGAACCUACUGGCGACCAACUCCUCCGAUUCAUGCGUCAAAGCCCCUCCAGUCAGAUAAUCCGAUACUUCGGUGUCCUCAACUCCGAGAGGCUGCUUCUCACAGACCCGAAAGACUUGAAACAAGUUCUGGAUUCGGAAGCCUACGAAUUCGGCCGCUCAUAUCUCAUUCGCCGUCUGUUGUCUCCGAUCAAUGGUGUCGAUGGCCAGACACCGGGACCUGAUAACGCUGUUGAGAUACUCAAAUGGCUUGAGAAAACCACGUUCCAAGUCAUAGUCACUGCCGUCUUCGGCACAACAACGGCCGACAUCCAGACCCACAUCGAGGACCUAUUGGCAGAGUUUCGAGAUGCAUUCUCCAUAUCGUCAGGGCUCCAUGCUCAAGCAGAGAUGGCGUGGGAGACAAUCCUUCCGUCGCACUUGUUCUUUGGUUUGAUACCACUGGACGACGUAAGAAAGGCGAAGAGCUCAAUGCAGGGGAUCAAAGCAUACUGUCAGAAGCAGAUAGCAAAAAGGAGGUUAGAGUACACUCCAGAAUCUCGAAAGUUACCAGACAAGAACAUCCUUGACACUGCGAUCAAGUCGGAAGACCUUAGUGAUGAGGAAAUUUUGCAAUUGUGUACGACCUUUUUGGCAACUGGAUACAAGACCGUCUCUGUGGCAGCUUUGCUACGCACAGAAGUCCGUAGACAUUUUCCUGCACCAGGUCAAGCUGGCUCUCCUCCCUUCAAACCGGACUUGCUUCAAAACAUGCCUGUAUUGACAGCUGUCUGCAAUGAAACCUUGCGAUUCGCCCCCUUGGUCCAUUUAACAUUCAGAGAAGCGCGCACUGAUAUCUUGUUAUCUGGGUCUAAUCAAGUUGUGCCGGAGGGCACGAUAUUAGCAAUAUCACCUUGGGCGAUCCAUAGAUCACCGGUGUACUGGCGAGGUGGAGAAUCGUCAGUUGGAUUCUCGAGCACGUCCCAUACUGCUUGCCCAAGUCCAUCUACUUGGGAUAUGACACGUUGGCUGUUGGACAAGAAGGGAGGCGCGAGAAUGCAAUGCUCAUUCAUGCCGUUUGGACGAGGACCACGAAGUUGCAUCGCGGAGACAUUCGCUCGAGACGAAAUGGCGAUCUUACUUGCAGCUUUGGUAGGAAGGUUCGACUUCUCGUUCCGGUCCAGUGGUCGCGAUGGCAAUGCGACACCUGAAGACUUGAGAGUCUCGUUCGGCGUAGCAGCCAAGCCUGUGAAGCUCAUAGUCCGGGCUCAGCCGGUGGAUGGAUGGUGA
Molecule: messenger RNA, 1500 nt
Organism: Aureobasidium pullulans EXF-150
Lineage: Eukaryota; Fungi; Ascomycota; Dothideomycetes; Dothideales; Saccotheciaceae
Product: cytochrome P450
Exons: 4
Coding region: 1-1500 (499 amino acids)
Molecular function (GO): iron ion binding; oxidoreductase activity, acting on paired donors, with incorporation or reduction of molecular oxygen; monooxygenase activity
Source: RefSeq, a predicted model, not a curated record